Prorocentrum cordatum is the source of this 2990-nucleotide messenger RNA. The record is from the annotation of a GenBank genome assembly. Lineage: Eukaryota; Dinophyceae; Prorocentrales; Prorocentraceae.
GGGGCGGCGCCUGCAGCACGCCCUCCUAGGCGGCGGCCUCCUCUGCCUCGCGGCGCUGUGCCUCGUGGCGCCGCGGCCCGCGUCCGCGGCGCCAUGGGCGCACGCGGCGCACGGCCUGCGCGCGGCGGCCCGCCGCCGAGCCGCCGCGGGGCUCCUCGCCGCGUCCGCGCUGACGGGGGCGCUGGCGGGGCAUUCGCCUCGGGCGCUGGCGCAGGAGUUGCAGAUGAAACGAGCGCCUUCGGGGCUCAAGUAUUCAGACGUCAAGGAGGGCAGCGGGGACCCCCCGACGCCGGGCACCACGGUGACCAUCGACUACGUGAUGGCCACCACGGGGUCGCGGCAAGGCAUCGACAAACUGGAUUCGACGAAGGAGCGCGAGGAGCCCUUCACGUUCCGGCUCGGCGACCCCACCGUCAUUGCCGGCCUCCAGGAGGCGGUGUCCGGCAUGCGCGCGGGAGGUGUUCGACGUGUGAUUGUCCCAGAAUCGCUGGGCUACACGGAUCUGAGCAAGCGACCUGUCCCGCCGAGCUUCGACAGGCUCCAGCGCUUCCGGGUGAUCUACCAGAACCCGAACAGGAUGCGCCAGCCGGACCUGAUCUUCGACGUGAAGCUGUUCACUUUCCAGAGCAGGUGAGAGACAGCCACGCGCGCGGGCCGCUCGACCGCGAGCAGAACACGCCCCUGCACCCCCACGCCCGCCCAGCUGCGCGGACGCGAGAGACCGCUGGGCGCAUGAGCGGCGAGGCGCGGCUUCCACUGCCUCGAGAUCCGCGGCCAGCGGAAGAUGCAGGAGUCUGGUGGUGCGAGGGAGGCACGCCGCUGCGCGGCCCCGCCCACGUGGAGCUGCCGCAGUUCCUGCCCCUCACGCAGUUCUACAUCGGGCGCUUCGCGUCGACGAACCACUCGGUGCUCUUCCUGUGGGUGCGCGGCUCCGGCGCCGACAAGAGCCUCGUGAUCGUGGUGGUGCAGGACCAGACCAAGCCGCAGCCGGCGCGGACCCUGCGGCGGUUCAAGCUGGCGCUGCGCGACUGCCCCUUCUUCGCGCCCCUCGUGGUCGGCGACGAGACCAAGCGGCCGUUUCGAGGUAUCUGCGCCUUCGAGAUGCGGCUCUCGGACAUCCAGGGCCUCGACUACCUGAACCCGCUGAUCGUGAACGCCAGCAGGCUGGUGGUCGAGGCGAAGAGGCUCACGAAGCGGUGGUUCCCGACCCUGGGGCACUGCGCCCGGCACUACAGCUGGGACCCGCCGUCGCUCGAGCCCUCACGGGACAGGAAGGCGCGCGUGGAGUCGCUGCUGUCCGAGCUGUACCGCCCGCGCGCGCGCAGCGAGGCCCAGUGGGAGGCGGAGGAGGAGCCCCACGAGGAGGAGGAGGAGGUCGUGUCCCUGCCGCAGGUGGUACCCCGGUCCGAGUUCUGCUCCCGGGGCGCCGCUGCCGAGCCGCGGUCCUACGUCUUGGACAACUGGGAGGAGAAGAACUACGAGACCCUCAACAGGCUCGUCCUCGGGGCGGAGCGCAUGCUGCGCGUGAAAAGCGAGGUACAUGAGGCCAAGCGGAGCCCACCGUCGGCGCAGUCGACGCCCUGCAGGUGCCGGCGGGCGCCGGCACAGUCGGGGCCCUGCAGGUGCCGGCGGGCGCGGCCUGUGCAGACGCAGGAGGCGGAGCCAGAGCCAGAGCCCAGCUUCGUGGAGGUGAUACACAACACCACUGUUUGCGUCAGGUUCGAUGACCCCUUCCUGCCGUACGUGCUGCGGGAGGUGAUGCAUGAUCCUGAGCAUCCACACUUGCUCAGGCUCUACGAGAGCGGGCUGCCCUCGUGGGCGAUCUACUUGCCGCAGUACCUCGGAGGCUUCUACCGCCGCUGGAUGCGGGUUGCGUUCUCCAUGCUCCUGCUGGUACUGUCGUGCGUGUCCUUGCUGCUAGGCCUCUACGAUUUGUUUUCCACGUUCCCUUCCCUGCAUCGCACCCUGAAGGGCAUCCUGCUCAUGCCCAUCUGCAAGUGGAUGGAGGAGGUGGUGGCGGCAAAGUGGGCGGUGCUCCUGGGCUGGCUGCUGCCGUCCCAGACGCUGGUUCGCUACUUCCGCAGCAGCUUCCAGCUGUGUGCAUCGUGUGCGGCCUACUUUGUGAGCAGCUUGUCCUUCUUUUUCUACUCCACGGUCUCGUGGUCCGUCCCGACGCUGCUGCCGUGGGUGGAGUUCGUCGUGGAGCCGCUCGGCGGCGUCCUGUGCGCCGGCUUCGCGCUGGUGCGGUCGCUCGUGGUCGUCAUCCGCGGGGUGCUCGCGGCCUGCCGCGGCGGCGUCUGGAGCGCCGCCGCGGGCCUCGGGAGGCUCUUUUCCAGCCCCGGGGGCGGCGCGCCGAUCACCACCAUGGGCCUGCUGAGCAUGCAGGCCAACGCCUUCAGGAAGGCGUGCAUGGGCAUCUACCAUGGGACUAUUUACUUCUGCGUGCUGGUCGCCAAGCACCAGGCGUCCCUGCGCUUGGCAAUACGGCGCUGCCUUCGCCGCAUGUGGCGGUACGUGGCCAGCGCCGUCUCGCGGAUGCCCGUGUGCGCGGGCCUCUUCGCCCUUGCCGCGACCGCGUUGCUGGUGCUUGCGCUGUGCAAGGGCGCCCCGCCUGGGCUGCCGGAGCACGGCGCGGCCUCCGGCGGCGGCGCGGGCACCGGCGGGCACGCGGUCGGCCACGAGCCCGCCGUCCUGGCCGUGGACCUGCUGUGCGCCUCGUCCGCCCCGGAGCGCUGCUGGGACCCGAGGCGCGGGGGCGCCCGGUGCGGCUGCCCCUACAGGGACCUGCGCGCUCUCAACGUGACGCUGGGCCACCCGGGCACAGUGUCGUUCGAGGUGCCGCCGCACCGCUUCCCGAACGGCUCCGCGACUCGCCAGGUCCGCUGCCGCGGCGCUGGCCACUGCCUCGUGCCGGCGCGCUCCCUGAGGAACAUCUUCGCCGGCGGCGCGGCCGAGGUCUGGGCGAUGGGCUCGCCGAGGGCGGCCGGCAG